AUGCGCCUCGCCCACCUCCACAUCCCCCACUUAACGCCCUUCACCCACACCUCCCGUCUCCAACAAACUCUCGUCUCCCGCCUCCUGACCCACAAAAAGCUCUACGACUCUCCAUCCUCUCCACCUUCCACUCCCGCUCCCGCUCCUCCUGACCCCACAAUCCUAACCUUCACCCCACAUCCCGUCUACACUACCGGCCGCCGCGACCUCCCCCGAACCAACACAACCAAUUCCAACAAUCUCGAUCCUAACCUCCUCCCCACGCCACUCCAACCAAUCCGCCACCUCCUCACCCGCACCUCCCCCUCCCAGCUCCCUCUGGCUGAAUUCCACGCAACGCUCCGCGGCGGCCAAACCACCUACCACGGCCCCGGUCAGCUGGUCGCAUAUACAAUUCUCGACCUGCGACGACUACGACUGGGUCCACGACAGCACAUCCGCUUGCUGGAGAGAAGUGUAUUAGAUGUCUUGAGCGAUUAUGGGGUUGAAGGCGGCGUAUUGAGUGAACAGGAUCCCGGUGUCUGGGUGGACCAACAAUCACAGCUACAAGAUGGCCGGAGAGGCGGCAGUGACCAAUUGGCUAAGAAAAUUGCGGCGGUAGGCGUGCAUCUGCGUCGGUAUGUGAGCAGUUACGGUGUCGGGCUGAAUGUUACGGAGGAACCGAUGUGGUUCUUUCGUCAUAUUGUUGCGUGUGGGUUGGAGGGGAGGGAGCCGACGAGCCUUGUUGGGUGCGGGGUUAGAUUUGCUGAUGCUAGGGAUGGCGAUGAUAUUAUGAGAGAAGUGGCGGAGAGGUUUGUGGCUGCUUUUGUGAGGAGGGUAAAUCAGGUUGGAACUCCGGGGGCGGUUGAUGGUUGUUGUAAGACGGGCGGCGGGGUGGGGAUUGACGAGGUGUAUAGGAUAGAGGAGGGCGAUCUACUUGGGGAUGGCCGGGAAUGA
This is a messenger RNA of Paracoccidioides brasiliensis Pb18, 936 nucleotides long. Its product is annotated as lipoyl(octanoyl) transferase. The record is from RefSeq and is a predicted model, not a curated record. Gene Ontology annotation, molecular function: lipoyl(octanoyl) transferase activity. Gene Ontology annotation, biological process: protein lipoylation. Gene Ontology annotation, cellular component: mitochondrion. The transcript has a single exon. The coding region runs from base 1 to 936 and encodes 311 amino acids.